AACUCCCAACAAAUGAAACGUAAAGCAACAGGACACCAUGACCCUAGGGACACAAAAUGACAUGUUUUCUUGGGAAUACACAAUGUACUUGUUUAAAGGAAUUUUUAUAGACACUGGGAUGUUUUAGAGACCUUACACGAUGGCGUAUCGUAAAGGGUUUAAUCUGAGGUCUGUGUCCUUUAUCGCGGUCGUACUUCUCAUCGCGUUUAGUGUCUAUUACUGCUCUGUUGGUACAGAUGUUGCCGACACUAAUACGGACGAUCAGUCUCCAAGUCGGGAGAAUCACGGAGGAAACCCGCUAUCCUUUACUUCAAAAGGUGGAGGCAAUCAACAUCCAAGGAGAUGGGAAUACACAAGUAAACAUGGCCCAUUUAUCUCAACAGGCGGAAACGAGCUCGAGAGGUCUCCAAGCAAAGAGAAUUUCGAAAGAAUACAAAGUGUAUUUACUCCAAAAGGAGGAGGCAACCAACCUCAAAUCGAAGAGACGUCAGCAUCAUCGUCUCUACCAAGUAAAGAGAAAUCUACAGAAAAACAGCUGUUACAAAUUACUACAACAGGUGGAGGUCGCCAGACUCCAAGUCAAGAUAAGUCUGCAGGAAAUCAAGUUCAAUUUAAUCAAAGAGACAAAUUCCAGCCACAACACGAAGACAACCAAUCCUCGAUCUAUAGACAGCGCUUUUUGGAUUUCGCCAAGGAGGAUGUUCUACACACGAAAUCUCCUACCUACUUACCCACGUUAAAGAAUCCAUGUUGGUAUGAGAACAAUACCGUCAGGCUAACUCUACGGUGUCUGCCAUACUUCAUGGUGUUGGGACAGAACAAAUGUGGGACAACCCACCUCUACUCCAGUAUUGUCAAACACCCGGAUGUCAUUCCAGCCACGGGCAAGGAACCUCAGUUCUGGGCCAGGUCCCGACAUUGUUACUGCUGCCGUAAACUGACGUAUGAGUUCCUUUGUCAUCAUGAUCGUCCGUGGAAAUUGAAGGGGUAUAUAAGAUAUUUUGACCCCAUUGCGAAGAAAAUACAAAAGUCACUAAACUCUGGAAUACAGAAGAAAAUUACGCACAGUGCUGAACUCAUCACAGGAGAGGCCACGCCAUCCAACUUGUGGGACAAUCGGUGGUGGUGGAACUACAUGGUGAACAAGGACGACACAGAACCUCCAGCUCUAACCAACGCUCAUUACAUACACCACUUCAUGCCUAAUCUUAAAAUCAUUAUUAUAUUAAGGAACCCUACGUCGAGGUUAUACUCGGACUAUUUGUAUGUAAGUCAAGGAAAAGUAUCUCCCGAAGGUUUCCACGAGGAGGUGAUCAGAGAAAUCAACUCAUUUCAAAAUUGUUCCAGAACACAUGAUAUCCGAUACUGUGUGUUCCGUAAUUCUUUUGACGAGAAAAAUGUGACUAGUAAGGCACGUCUACAGAACGGAUUCUAUGCUGUGUUUAUAGAGGAAUACAUGAAGCUAUUUCCACGUGAACAGUUUCACAUCAUAAGACUUGAGGAUUACGCCAAACACAACACCGAGGUCAUGGCAGGCAUAUUUCGCUUCCUUAAUCUACGUGACCUUGAAAAACCAAUGGUAGAGACAAAAAUAAACAGCAGCAAGUCUAAAGGACUAAAUGUUGGAAAGAUGUUACCGGAAACGGAAGCCCUAGUAACAGAAUUCUACAAACCGUACACCGAACAUUUAGCGGAUUUACUCAACGACAAACGUUUUCUCUGGCAUGACUAGAAGUGUACUCAAUUUCACAGCAAUGUAGAAUGUACACAUUGUUUUGAGAAUCUUAUCAUUAUAAAAACUGUACCAUUGGCAUUGCUAUUCAUUCAUUUUUAAUGUGUGAUUGUUAUAAACAUAUUUUUAUCGUUUUGCCUACAAUGCAUUACGUAAUAGUCAUCAACGAAACCGGUUUUGGAUUUUAUAUAAAAAUAAUUGUUUAAGUUGUAUACAUCUAAAAAUACAUAUACAUUUUGUAUGUUAUACAUGUAUAUUGAUAUUUUUACGAAUACAUAUUUUUAAUAUAUAUUGUUUAAUGUAAAUACAUAUACAUACACAGUGUUAAGUGAUCCGUGUAAUAUACAAUAAGAAAUAAUUCAUGCAUUUCAAACUGUUGAGACAGUAACAUUGGUCAUGUUUCAGUGGCACCUUGUGAGAUUAUAAAUGGUGAGCUUUUUUUUUUUUGAGCGAUAGUGGCAAUAUUUUAUCUUAUCAUGAGAUAACAAGUACAUGCAUGCUGGAAUUAAAGAAUAUUUAGAUAGCAGUAUUAAAUGUGUGGGUUUUA
Messenger RNA from Pecten maximus, 2279 nucleotides. Its product is annotated as carbohydrate sulfotransferase 15-like. The record is from RefSeq and is a predicted model, not a curated record. The transcript is spliced from 8 exons. Bases 140 to 1732 code for a protein of 530 amino acids. Gene Ontology annotation, molecular function: N-acetylgalactosamine 4-sulfate 6-O-sulfotransferase activity. Gene Ontology annotation, biological process: hexose biosynthetic process. Lineage: Eukaryota; Metazoa; Mollusca; Bivalvia; Pectinida; Pectinidae.